AUGGCUGAAGAAGAUCUUGUUCGCCUUGACAUCAACGGCAUUUUUGCGGUUAUCACGCUGAACAACCCAACAAAGUUCAAUGCCUUGACGCAGAGUCUGUAUUACCGCCUUGCAAGCUUGCUUCGAGAGGCUGAAGGAAAUCCGGACGUUUACGUUACUGUCUUGAUUGGCGAAGGCCCCUUUUUCUCUGCCGGGGCUGAUCUUAAAGGGAAACCGCCAUCUAUGGAGGAGAUUUUAUCUCGCCCUUACUGGCUUCCCAAGUUGGUCAACAACAACGUUGACGUGGCUAGAGCGUUCUACAGCCAUUCGAAGAUUCUUGUCACUGCGCUGAAUGGGCCUGUUAUUGGACUUUCUGCAGCCUUGAUAUCUCACUCAGACUUUAUCUACGCGAUAUCCGACGCUUAUUUGAUGACUCCUUUCACAUCUCUCGGCCUCGUUGCCGAGGGCGGCUCCAGUGUCGCGUUUGUGCAGCGAAUGGGUCAGGGUAAAGCAAACGAGGCACUCCUUCUUGGAAGGAAAAUCCCUGUCAGUGAGUUAGCUCAGGUGGGUUUUGUGAACAAGGUCUUCGAGGGCCAAGGCAAUUUUCGCGAACAGGUGAUGCGCUACCUGCAGCAGACAUUCGGCGAUCAUCUAGUGAAGUCGAGCCUUCUGGGGACCAAGGCUCUCAUGCGUCGUCGCUUGGUUAGGGAGCAAGACGAGCAAGCACCGCUCGAAAUGUUCGGUGGCCUCGAUCGUUUCUGUCAAGGCAUCCCACAGGCCAAGAUGAGCGAGGCUCUUUCCAAGAGCAAGACAUCUCGACUUUGA
Penicillium griseofulvum is the source of this 804-nucleotide messenger RNA. RefSeq names its product enoyl-CoA hydratase/isomerase family protein. Bases 1 to 804 code for a protein of 267 amino acids. Gene Ontology annotation, biological process: fatty acid beta-oxidation. Gene Ontology annotation, cellular component: peroxisomal matrix. Lineage: Eukaryota; Fungi; Ascomycota; Eurotiomycetes; Eurotiales; Aspergillaceae. The record is from RefSeq and is a predicted model, not a curated record. The transcript is spliced from 2 exons.